Messenger RNA from Eurypyga helias (sunbittern), 750 nucleotides. Its product is annotated as lon protease homolog, mitochondrial-like. The record is from RefSeq and is a predicted model, not a curated record. Gene Ontology annotation, cellular component: mitochondrial matrix. NCBI's taxonomy places the organism in Eukaryota, Metazoa, Chordata, Aves, Eurypygiformes, Eurypygidae. The transcript has 5 exons. Gene Ontology annotation, molecular function: ATP binding; serine-type endopeptidase activity; ATP-dependent peptidase activity. Gene Ontology annotation, biological process: mitochondrion organization; chaperone-mediated protein complex assembly; protein catabolic process. The annotation marks the transcript as partial.
GUUGAGGAGAAGAUCAAGCAAACACAUCGCAAAUACCUUCUCCAGGAGCAAUUGAAGAUCAUAAAGAAAGAGCUAGGUCUGGAGAAAGAGGACAAGGAUGCUAUAGAAGAGAAAUUCCGUGAGCGACUAAAGGAGCUGGUAGUGCCAAAACAUGUCAUGGAUGUGAUUGAUGAAGAGCUGAACAAGUUGGGCUUGCUGGAUAAUCACUCCUCAGAAUUCAAUGUUACACGGAACUACUUGGACUGGCUGACGUCCAUCCCGUGGGGUAAGUGUAGUGAGGAGAACCUGGAGCUGACCAGAGCCCAAGCAGUUCUGGAGGAGGAUCACUAUGGAAUGGAUGAUGUCAAGAAGCGAAUUCUGGAAUUUAUUGCAGUCAGCCAGCUGCGAGGAUCCACCCAGGGGAAGAUCCUGUGUUUUUAUGGCCCCCCUGGGGUUGGCAAAACCAGCAUUGCCCGCUCCAUUGCCAGAGCCCUAAACAGGGAGUAUUUCCGCUUCAGUGUUGGCGGGAUGACUGAUGUAGCAGAAAUAAAAGGGCACAGGAGGACAUAUGUUGGAGCAAUGCCAGGAAAAAUCAUCCAGUGUCUGAAGAAGACCAAGACAGAGAAUCCACUUAUACUGAUUGAUGAGGUGGAUAAAAUAGGAAGAGGGUAUCAAGGAGAUCCAUCCUCAGCCCUUCUAGAGCUGUUGGACCCAGAACAGAACUCUAACUUCUUGGAUCAUUACCUUGAUGUUCCUGUGGAUUUAUCAAAG